AUGUAAAGAUUGUUUCUCCUCAUAAAUAUUAAUAUAGCAAUAGGAUUAUUGAUUUGUUAAGAUUAAAAUGGCUUAACUUUAUAACUUGAUAAAUCCAUCACAAUACCAAAUUACAAUUGUACUCUUAAUGUAAAUAAUGAAAAAUUAAUCAACAUGACAUCCUUAGGAGGAAAACUUAAAAUCAUAGGAACUGAAUUAUUUCUAAGUCAGAAUAUUUUUUUGAAUGGUUUUGGACUUGUUGAAUUUCAAAAUAUCACUAUUGACACUCAAACUAAAGUUCUUUCGAUAUCAAACAACAUUCACCUAAACAAUGUUACUCUAAUAAGAAAUUGCCAUAUCAAUGCAACUUCAAUAUAGAUUAGAUAGACUAUAAUGACUAAGAUGGCCUUCUAAUAUAACACAGUCUUUGAAUCUCCAAUAGAUGUCGAUGGACUGAUUAUAUCUGACUCAACUUUUUAUCAAAGUUCUCUUGUAGAAUUAGAAAGUCAAUUAAGAAAUAUUAAAUUUGAUCAUGUCAGUUUUAUCAAUUCAACAAUAGCCAAAAUUACUAAACUUCGUAGAAUCACUUUUAAUAAUUCAUUUGUAAUUUAAAGUAUUUUGAUUGAUACAGAUAUUUCUUAAGAAAUUACAAUUUUAAACUCUUACUUUACACUCUCUACAGCUAUAAAUGCUAUUGGAACACUUUAUACAACUGUUAUUAAUGUAACACUUUCUUAAAGUAUUUUGAUGCGAAUUCAAAGUAAAAAUUAAAUAUAAAUUAUUGGGAAUCGAUUUGAAUCCAUAAUAUCUGACUCUUAACUCAUCCUUGCUGAUAGUCAUUAUAUAUCAAUCUUAAAUACUACUCUAAUUAAUAUCCAAUCAACAGUACUAUUUUAUGUAAACUCAUAAAAUAUCCUUAUCAAAAAAAUUACUUUGUAGGUUCUUCAAGGAUGUAUAAUGAUUAAUACCUAUAAUCUCAGUAAUGUAAUUAUAAAUUAUUUCACAAUUUAAUCUACUAAAUCAGAUUAUCCUUUUUUCUCUGUUAAUGGUACAUUAUCACUAUAUAAUGGAAACUUUUAAUAAAAUCAAGGAACAAUCUCAAAAUCAAAUUAAAUAUAAGAGCUAAUAAUUGAUUAGGUCAACUUAACGCAUUUUUCUGAUUCAAUUCUAUUUGACUUACAAUAAUCUUCCUUAAUUUAAAUUACCAAUUUAGCAGUUAAUAAUUGUACAUCAUUAGAAUUUGCAAAAUUAUUCAAUAUUGUAAAUGUCAUUAUUAAAAAAUUUACUAUGGCUUAUUGUGAAGAAUGCAGUUUCCUUUAAGUCAAAAAUUCAUAAAUCGAACUUAAUUUAAUAAAAAUUUUUCAAAUUCAGAAUUUUUUAAUUUCUUUAAUUGUUAUUGAAAAAUCCAAUUUCAUGAUGAAACAGAGUCAACUUUUUGAUAUUAUUUAAAAUAAUAGAUAAGUUAUAAUGAUUGAAAACAACAUUAAAAUAAUGUUAAAUGGCAUUGAAUUAUCAGAAAUAAAUUGUUAAUUUUGUGAUGGAGUAAUUAAAAUUUUAAAUAGCAAUUAAAGUGAUAUUUAAAAAUGCAUAUUUAAAAAUUCAAAAUCUUAAUUAGGUUACAUAUAUAUAAAUUCUAUAGCUAAUUUAAUUGCUUUUGAGAAUAAAUUUUAAAAUAUAACAGCUGCCUAAGGAUCAGCAUUUUUAAUUUUGAAUUCAUCCAUUUAAAUCUUUAAAAACUAAUUUAUUGAUUUAGAUUCAAAAGAUGGUGGAGUAAUUUACUUAAAUUAAAGUGGAAAAGCUACUCAUUAUAUUGAAUAAAACGAAUAUGAAAAUUGUAGAAUGAAAACGAAUAAAUCUAUUUAUUUAAUAUCAAAUUAAAUAGUUGAGCCUGACAUUUUCACUUAUGUUAUUGGACCUGUUUAUGUUUCUGUGGAUAAUAUAAUAUACUUAUUAGAUGAUUUAAUCAAAAGAAAAUCUACAAUUUAUUAUGAUAAAUUAAAGAGUGGAUAAACAAAAGAAUUCAUUAUUACUAUAUUAGAUGAUGGGAUGAAUAAAAUAUGUAAAGUUAUGAAUUAUUUGAGCAUUAAAUCUAAAAUAUAUUUGUUAGAUUAAUACAAAUGUUAAUAUAGAAUAUAAUAUGUUUAAUACUAAAAUAUUCCAAAGGAUGAAGUAAUAGAAUUGUAAAUAGAAUUUUCAUAAUUAUAUUUUUACAAUGAUACAUUAAAAUUAUCAAUAAACUUACAUAUGAUUGAAUGUGAAUUAGGAGAAGAGUGGAGUAAUUAAACUUGUUUAAAAUGUCCAUAUGGAACAUAUAGUCUAUAAAAUUAUAAAUCAUGUUUACAAUGUAUAAAUUAAAUUGAAUAAUGUCCUGGAGGGUCAUAAAUAAUUGUAAAAUAAGGUUAUUGGAGACCUAACAACUUAACUGAUUAAAUAGAAUAUUGUGGAACAUCUUAAUCUUAAUGUAUGGGUGGAUCAGAGGAUUUUACAUGUAAAUAAGGUUAUAUAGGAGCAUUAUGUAAUGAUUGUGAUUAUUAUGCUGAAAAAUGGAAUGCUUCUUAUACAAGAGAUUGGAGUGGAGAUUGUUCUUUAUGUUAGAAUGAUGCAUUUAACUUAUUAAAGAUAUUUUUAUCAUUUUCAUGGAUUUUGAUUGCUUUAUUGAUAUCAGUUAGGGGAAGUUUAAGAUUAGUUAGAUCACAAUUAUCUGCAUAUUAUUUGAGAAUGAUGGGAAUAUUCUUUGGAACAAGAUCAACAACUAUUAUUGAUUAAACUGAAAUUUUAAUUAAAUUGGUUUCAAGUUAUUUUCAAUUGAUUUCAAUAAUUUAAAUAAUUGAAUUUGAUUUUCCAACUCCAAUAAUAUUUAUAACAUAAUUGAUAGGAAAUCCAUUAUCUACUUUAGAAUAUUCAAUAGAAUGUUUUCUAUUGCAUUCUAAUAUUGAAAUAGAAAUUGUAUAUCUGAGAUAAUUUUGGAAUUUAUUUGUUUCAUUACUUUUUGUAUUUUCAUUUGUUUUGAUUUACUCUAUAUUGUAAAUGUGUAACUAAUUAGAAAAUUCAACUAGAACCAUCUUUAUUACAUGUGUGAUCUAAGUAAACUUUUACUUUUAAGGAGAUAUAAUAGAAGGGUUAUUGUAAUUGGUAUUUUGUAUUAAAGCAUCAGGAUAAUAUUACAUAUAAGCAGCCACAUCAUACAUUUGCUAUUCUGAAGAGUAUUACUUCUAUAUAGAAAUAUUCAUUAUACCCACAUUAAUGAUUGUUGGUCUCAUAUCUCCAAUUUUUUAUAUUGUUAAGCUUUAUAAGAAUAAAAAUAAGUUAUGGACUUGCAAGUUAAGAAUACCAUAUGGAUAUUUAUAUGUGGAAUAUAAAGAUAAAUAUUAUUACUGGGAAUUCCUAUGUUUCUUUGUUAAAUCAAUCUUUUAUCUACUAGAGACACUACUUAUUUAAGACAUCAGACAAAUGUUUCUAUUUGCUAUAUUGGUAUUAUUAAUAUACUUAGAAUUGUUAAGUUAACAUUAACCAUAUAUUGAAAAGUAAUACAAUUUCAUAGACAAAAUAUCUUCAUAAUUAGCUAUUAUCACUUUGAUUUGCUCCUACAGUUAACAUAAAAAUCCUUACAAUUGGUUAGUAUACUUUUUAUCAAUCUCAUGUUCAACUCUUAAUUUACUCUAUUGUUCUUUCAUAGCUAUCAAAAUAAUUAAAGAGUAUUUGUCAGGAUUAAAAUAAUAACAUCUAGAAUAUAUUGUUAAUCUAAUUAUACGAUAUCCAUUCAUCAAAUAUUGUAUCAAAAAACCUAAAAAUUAUUAUUCUAAAAAAAGAGCCUUCUUUUUAUGGAAAAAAGUUAGAGUUUAUGUAAUGGAUUUUAUUGACAAAUUAAAAUUACAAAAAUCAAAUAUGAAUCUAAGUUCAUAAUUUUAAUCUAAUUCUAAUAGACCAUAAACAUCAUCUACUAAUACAACAAUUAGUUUAUUAAAUUCAAUUGCACCACAAUUAGUCAAAUAUAUGUAAAUACAUAAUUGAUAUUUUAGAAAAUAUGAUCCAGAUAAAUUGAAUUAAAGAAUUGUCGAUCAAAAUGAUUUCACAAGUAUUGUAUCAGCAUAUAUUGAUCCUCAAAAUCCUUAAACUCUGGUGGAUAAUCUAUAAUUACCAAAAAAAAGUACUAUUUCCACUAUCUUCACUUAUAUGAACAAUAAUAACAUAGAAUGA
Messenger RNA from Paramecium sonneborni, 4176 nucleotides. The record is from the annotation of a GenBank genome assembly. NCBI's taxonomy places the organism in Eukaryota, Ciliophora, Oligohymenophorea, Peniculida, Parameciidae.